Molecule: messenger RNA, 2484 nt
Organism: Trichophyton benhamiae CBS 112371
Lineage: Eukaryota; Fungi; Ascomycota; Eurotiomycetes; Onygenales; Arthrodermataceae
Exons: 4
Coding region: 1-2484 (827 amino acids)
Molecular function (GO): protein binding; nucleic acid binding
Source: RefSeq, a predicted model, not a curated record
AUGGAGGCUCUCACAAUAAUCAUCCAUUCCCUAGUGGUGGGCACAGAGGCCGCAGUGGAUCUCGUGGGAGGGGAGAAUAUCGAGGAAGAGGGCGAUCAUUUCCCCCUCGAGGCGGACACAGUUCUGCAGCUACAUCCUUCUCCCCUAGUGGGAGCCGGGCACCGGAGAUAUACGAAAAAACUGAAGAGCCUAGAAGACAGCGUGGUUGCAAAAAGGGAUUCUACGCUUGAGACAAAGCUCAUGAAUCUAUCCCUGCGUGAUUCUCCUUUAAAGCCUAUUGUCAGGCCGGGAUAUAACAAUGCGAAUGAGAGAAAAGUCAAGCUCUGGGCCAACUACUUUGAAAUCCAGGGGCUUGAAAAAGUCACUUUAUACCAAUAUUACGCCCUGCUCGACCCUGGAGUAGAGCUCGGCCGUCAUCGAACACGCCGACUCCUCUCAUUACUUGUUAACCACAGGUCAUUAACUUCCCACCCCGUUGCCACAAACUACAAGGAUAAAAUUAUCUCCACCAAAGAGCUAAACAUGAAGCAGGUAAUGGUCCAGUACUAUGAGAAAGAGGAACAGCUAUCUCUCAACUCCCCUUCGUACCGGGUAACUAUCCAACUACAGCGGGUAUUUCGAAUGGGGGAAGUUUUGGACGAUCUCAAGUCUUCCAUUGAAACAUAUAACCCUGACGAAAGGAAUGAAGCCAUCCAAGCUCUCAAUGUUGUCCUCGCCCAUUUUCCAAACGAAUCGCCAAACACUCAAUUCCUGGGUCAAAGCAAACAUUUCCUGCUUCACGAUCAACGGAAUAAACACGAAAUAGGGGCUGGACUCGAUGCUAUUCGUGGGUUUUUUCAUUCAGUGCGGCCAUCAACAGGCCGGCUUCUUCUGAACCUGAAUGUUUCUACUGGUGCUUUUUACCAUGCUGGUACUCUCCAUACGCUUGUAUGCAUGUUCGACCAAGGCAGAAGGCUCAGCGGCUCUGUGAGAUUACAGGAACUUAAUAAAUUCCUUCACAAACUCCGGGUGGUGCUAUCGUGCCCGAACAAUGCGAUCAGCCAGGCCACGGGAAUCAAAACAAUAAAGUCUAUUGUGAAACGGAAUAAUCUGCCAGGCACCAUUGACAAUAUUCGAAUUGAGUGGCCUAGUGGAGGGAGGGAAAGGGAAGUCAGUGUCAGGGAACUUUAUCGUCAAGGUCGGUCUACGCACAUCGACCUUAUCGAAAACGAUCAGAUUGUGGUAGAUGUUGGUGCCAAAGGAAAACCAAUAUACCUGCCAGCUGAGCUUUGCUAUGUUGUUCCUGGCCAGCCGGCACGACAACGCCUCUCAGCCAGACAGACAAGUGAUAUGAUAAAAGUGGCCUGCUGCCGCCCUGGUGCUAAUGCAAACUCUAUAGUCCGAAGGGGUUUACCACUUAUGGGGGUGAUGGGAGAUACUGGCAAUAUCAAAAGUCUGAAGGAUUUUGGGAUUGAAGUUGCACGGAACAUGCUCGCUGUCACCGGAUCAGUACUAUCGCCUCCACAGCUUUUGUAUAAAUACCCAGUUACGGUGAACAGGCCAGGCAGUUGGAAUCUCUCCAAGAAUAUUGCAUUUAACAAGCCUGGUGCUUUUGGUCCCAAUAACCGUGUUGGAUGUCUCAUUAUUAUACCCUAUAGAGGUCAGGGUGCCCCUGAAACUACACAGUUCAUGACGGAACUUGGCAAACAUAUGAAAAAUUAUGGGGUCAAUUGGCCUACGGACCGUAUUUCUAGGGAUACUAUUAGGCUUUCUCUAGACGAGAGAGACAUUGAAAAUUCGCUUGAUGAGUAUUUUUUACGUGUCAAGAAAAUGAAGCAAGAAUUCACCCUUAUAGUUCUCCCUCGCUACGAUGCAGAGAUAUACUCGAAGGUGAAAUACUCUGCUGAUGUGAAGCAUGGCUGCCAUACACUCUGCGUAGUGCCAAAACCUCCGAAGAAUGGCCGUCCGGGAGAACCACUACAGAUCAACAUACAACCCUCAUACCUGGCAAAUUUGGCCCUUAAAAUCAAUCUGAAGCUUGGGGGUGUGAAUCACCAACUUGAACCACUGAAAAAGUACCAGUCAUGCCCAAUUAUGUAUCUGGGGAUUGAUGUGACCCAUCCCACUGGGACUGACUCCAUACCGAAUGCCCCAAGCAUAGCAGGCGUGGUUGCAAACUGCGACCCAAUGCUAGGACAGUGGCCAGCGAGUAUUCGAACUCAAGCUCACUGUGUUGAAAUGGUUGAAAAUUUGGGUGAGAUGGUCAUAGAGAGGUUGAAGAGCUGGAAAGAUCAGAGCCACCUUCCCGAGAAAAUAAUCGUCUACAGAGACGGUGUCUCGGAGUCCCAGUACAAGCAAGUUCUUGAUCUUGAAUUGCCACAGAUUAACGAUGCAGUAUGUCGCUAUUAUCGAAACGGCAAACAUCCAAAAGUCACCCUUAUUAUCGUAGGGAAAAGACACCAUACAAGGCAAGCAUACACAUACACCUUCGUUUUAAAAUGGUGA